Tachyglossus aculeatus (Australian echidna) is the source of this 2437-nucleotide messenger RNA. RefSeq names its product FKBP prolyl isomerase 8 (gene FKBP8). Gene Ontology annotation, molecular function: protein binding; peptidyl-prolyl cis-trans isomerase activity. Lineage: Eukaryota; Metazoa; Chordata; Mammalia; Monotremata; Tachyglossidae. The record is from RefSeq and is a predicted model, not a curated record. The coding region runs from base 136 to 1347 and encodes 403 amino acids. The transcript is spliced from 9 exons.
CGGCGGCGGUGGCGGUGGCGACUGGUGGUGGGGGUGGGCCACGGGACCCGGGGGUUGGCCUGGAGCAGGAGGCACGCGGCCCCGGGGAUUCCUGGCACCUCGGCUCUCCAUCAGAGACAGCGUUCUUCAAGAGCCAUGGCAUCUGGUGCAGAGUCUCCCUCAGUAAGGAUGGACUCCAUCCCCUCACCCUCCGAAGUGGCCACACAGCUGGAAGGAGGAGAGGACUUUGAGGUGCUGGAUGAAGAGGAGGAGGACCUGAGCGAGCUACCUCCAUUGGAAGAUCUCAGAGCGGCCCCAGCCCAGGCCCAGAGCACUGGAAACGAGGAGCCCUCCGUCCCAGAAGAAGCCGGAGGGCCGGAGAUCACCCAGGAUGAAUGGCUGGAUGUUUUGGGAAAUGGUCUGCUCAAGAAGAAGACAUUGGCGCCUGGCCCCCCAGGGGCUGAGCGACCAAGAAAAGGCCAGGAGGUGACCAUCCAGUUCAAGAUGAUGUUGGAGGAUGGAACCCAGGUGGAAGAGGAGUCCAGCCUCACCUUCACCCUGGGAGACUGUGAUGUUAUCCAGGCUCUGGACCUGUGCAUUCAGCUCAUGGAUGUGGGUGAGACCGCUCUCAUCACCUCGGAUUCCAAGUACUGCUAUGGCCCUCAGGGCAGCAGGAGUCCGUCCAUCCCACCCCAUGCGGCCCUGCGGCUGGAGGUGGCCCUGCGGAUGGCAGUGGAUGGGCCCGACUUGGAGUUGCUGAGCGGGCGGGAGCGGAUCGCACUAGCGGACCGCAAGCGGGAGUGUGGGAACGCCCACUACCAGCGCACGGAUUUUGUGCUGGCCGCCAACUCCUAUGACCUCGCGCUCAAGGCCAUCAACUCCAGUUCCAAAGUUGACAUCAGUCCCGAGGAGGAGGGGGAGCUUCUGGAGCUGCGGGUCAAGUGCCUCAACAACCUGGCGGCUUCCCAGCUCAAGCUGGACCACUCUGGGGCCGCUCUGCGCUCCUGCAAUAUGGUUCUGGAGCUCCAGCCGGACAAUAUCAAGGCCCUCUUCCGCAAGGGCAAGGUUUUGGCACAGCAGGGGGAGUACAGCGAGGCCAUUCCCAUCCUGAGAGCUGCCCUGAAGCUGGAACCGUCCAACAAGACGAUCCACGCCGAGCUGUCCAAGCUGGUGAAGAAGCACGCGGCUCAAAGGGACACAGAGAGUGCCAUGUAUCGGAAGAUGCUGGGUAACCCAAGCCCUAGUGGGUUGCCUGCCAAGUACCAGGCCAAAGGCCCCCGGUCUAUCCCUUGGAAGUGGCUCUUUGGGGCAACGGCCGUGGCCCUGGGCGGUGUGGCUUUGUCAGUCGUCAUCGCGGCCAGGAACUGAGCAACAGGACCGGCCUCAUCUCUCUCUUGUUCUGUGUCCCCUCUGGCCACCCUGCUCCCUCCCGCUCUCCUUUCCUCCCUCCUUCCCUCUGCCCCCAGCUCAGAGGCUAACUUGCCCCACCCCAGCUCACCUCCUGACCUGGAUUUGGUGAUGUAGCUAAUUCCGGUCUGUCCGUUCCCCCCGCUCUCUGGUCCCUUAUGGGGUCUCUCCUUCCUGGGUGAGAUACUAGCUGAAGGUCACAGGGGAUUGAGUGCAGGGAUUGUGCCAAGGAGGCCCAGGGGGUGGUUUCUGCUUCCUCCAGGAGCUGGGCUGAGCCCUGCCUAGGUAGGGCAAGAAGGGAGCCUGGGGCUGCCCAUAGUGGUGCUUUGGGGAAGGCCCGAAUUGGCAGCAGGUGAUUGGAAUAGGGGCCGGGUGCCCAGGGAGGAUGUCCCAGGGCAGUCCCUUGGCUGGAAUAUCUUGUUUGACACAUGGCAAGAGGGGAGGGAGAUUAGAAGCAGCUAUUUUCCUACUGUACAGUCCUCCCCGCACCGGGGGUAGAUUGUAUUUUAUGCUCUCAGACACAGGUCCCAGGAGAGGGCAGGGAAGAGCCACUGGCAAGGCAGGAAUGGAAGCCCUGUGCAGGGGGCCGCUCCUGACCCUAUACCCACUGCUACUCCCGCACCCCUCACCCAGCUGAUGGCAGAGGCAGCGUGGAUGCCCAGUAGUACCACCCCACUAAGUCGGGGCACCGGCCAAGCUCGGCUUGCCACAGCCCUAACAAUUCUCUGACGAGGUCUCUUGAGAACUUACCUUCUGCGGGGGAAUUCCCCUCAUCUUUUCUUCUCCCCAGGAUGAGAGGUCUGGAUUUUCCCCUUUGGGGGUAGGGUGGUUUCUUCUUUUUUGUUUCUUAAGCGAGUGAGUGUGUGUGCCUCUCUCUCUCUCUCUCUCUCUCUCUCUCUCUCUCUCUCUCUCUCUCUGGCCCAGAGCUAAUCCUGGUUCCCUUCUGUUGCCCUUGGUGUCAAAGCCUUCCCAUAUCCUGGAUCUGGGCCUUUUGUCUUAUCACACUAGGAAAAUUCAUAUGGAAUAAAGUCUGGAUUACAUUCUUGCAGGA